Hypanus sabinus (Atlantic stingray) is the source of this 2062-nucleotide messenger RNA. It is a transcript of the gene gamt, whose product is annotated as guanidinoacetate N-methyltransferase. The record is from RefSeq and is a predicted model, not a curated record. NCBI's taxonomy places the organism in Eukaryota, Metazoa, Chordata, Chondrichthyes, Myliobatiformes, Dasyatidae. The transcript has 6 exons. Gene Ontology annotation, molecular function: guanidinoacetate N-methyltransferase activity. Bases 52 to 792 code for a protein of 246 amino acids. Gene Ontology annotation, cellular component: cytoplasm; nucleus. Gene Ontology annotation, biological process: creatine biosynthetic process.
AGUCAGCACAAGUGCCCUGCUCUUAAAAAGAGGACCGGUUCGCCCGUCUGGAUGUACUUCAUUGCCGCCACCGCCGCAGAUAUGAGUGCAGAGACCAAGAAGCGGAUCUUCUCGCAGGGCGAGGACUGCAAAUCGGACUGGAGACUAGCCCACGCUAAGUUUGAUGAAUCCGACUCCCACUUGGAGAUCCUGGGGAAACCAGUUAUGGAGCGCUGGGAGACUCCAUACAUGCAUUCGCUAGCAACUGUCGCAGCCUCGAAAGGGGGGCGAGUUCUGGAGAUUGGAUUUGGAAUGGCAAUUGCUGCCACUAAGAUUCAGUCCUUAAAUAUUGAGGAGCACUGGAUCAUUGAAUGCAACGACGGCGUGUUUAGUAGGUUGCAGGAGUGGGCGAAGGAGCAACCUCACAAGGUUAUUCCCCUCAAAGGACUCUGGGAAGAUGUCGUAUCAACAUUACCAGAUACACAUUUUGAUGGAAUUCUUUAUGAUACAUACCCUCUGUCAGAAGAAACCUGGCACAUACAUCAGUUUGCUUUUAUAAAGGAACAUGCUUUGCGCUUGUUGAAGCCUGGUGGUGUUCUUACAUAUUGCAACCUGACGUCCUGGGGAGAGCUACUGAAGGGAAAGUACAAUGACAUUGAGAAAAUGUUCCAGGAGACCCAAGUACCGCAUCUGGUGGAAGCUGGCUUCAAGGAGGAGAACAUUAACACCACUCUAAUGGACAUCACCCCCCCUAAAGAGUGCAGAUACUACUCUUUUCAUAAGAUGAUCACACCAGCCAUAACCAAACAUUAACAAGCCAAUCGAGAUCUCAUUGGGAUUCAGUAUGGUCAUACAGUCACAGAACACUACAGCACAGAACAGGCCCAUCAGCCCAUCAAUUCCAUACCAAACUGUUAUUCCAGCUAGGUGGACCUGGCCCAUAGCUCUCCAUACCCCUCCUAUCCAUGUACUUAUCCAAAUUUCUCUUAAAUGUUGAAAUCAAACCCAGAUUCACCAUGUCUGCCGGCAGCUCAUUCCACACUCUCACCACUGUGAGUGAAGAAGUGUCCUCUCAGGUUCCUCUUAAAAUAUCUUCUUAAAAAAUGGAAUAUUUAAUUAUUAAUUUUAUCGUAUCCAACAUGGAUUUCUUUAGAUCCAUGGUGAACAGAAAUGAAGGCAAUAAAACUAGAGCAAACACGAGGAAAUCUGCAGAUGCUGGAAAUUCAAACAACUCACACAAAAUGCUGGUGGAACACAGCAGGCCAGACAGCAUCUAUAGGGAGAAGCAGUGUCGACGUUUUGGGUCUCGUCCCGAAACGUCAACAGUACUUCUCCCUAUAGAUGCUGCCUGGCCUGCUGUGUUCCACCAGCAUUUUGUGUAUGUUCAAUAAAACUAGAGUAUCUGUGUCUAUAGUAGCAGCUACCUGGAUUUCAAAGUGUGUAUUCUCACAUUUGCCUUUCAAUCUUAAUAUUGCCCUCACUGGAUGUCUUACUGCUUUUUGUUUUAAGUAUUUUAAAUAGGGAUGAUCGCAGAACUGCUCUGGACCACUUAGGACAACCCUUCCAGGUUACUGUAGGUGUAACCUCCCUAAGUUCAGCAUCCACAGCUUGUAUCCACCUUACAACUAACGUAACUGUGAAUUCCCAAGAAAAUAUGUCUAACUUGAGUGGAAGUAACCAAUUAGUUUCACAAUGAGCAAAAUUUAACCUAAACAGUUUUGCCUGCAUGAUUGCUAAUGUUGGGGAAAUGGAAACUACUGCCAGAUAGCACUGUUGGGUACAAUGUUGCAGCAUUUUUUACUGAGGGGAAACUUGGAAUAAAAACUGAUCAAAUAAUAUCAUGGCAUCACUUUCCUUGUAUAUAAAGAUUUCCUUAAAUGUCUGAUCUCCAUCAGUAUGCAAGAUCACAGAUAAGAAAUAUUUUUCCCAGGCCAUUCUUGCUGCUAGCUUUAGUCAGCUAAAACUUUACUGUACUUGAAUUUUGCACUGCCACUAUUCCUUUCUGUAUCUAAUGGAGUUUUGCCAAUUCUCCAGAGGGACCAUUUCCCAAAUCUAGAGAAAGAAAGUUUAUUGGGAAACGAUC